GGAGAUCCUCAAGGUUCAUGCCAAGGGCAAGAACCUGGCACCAGGCGUGGAUCUCACGGCUGUGGCUCGGAUGACCCCCGGCAUGUCCGGCGCAGAUUUGGCGAAUUUGCUGAACGAGGGCGCCAUCGUGGCGGCACGCGAGAACAAGACUGAGAUUGACCAGGACGACAUUGCGAACGCACUGGAGAGGAUCGCCAUUGGUUUGGAGAAAAAGGAUGCCGUGAUGAGUGAGAAGAAGAAGCGGUUGGUGGCCUAUCACGAGGCUGGCCAUGCUAUCUUGGGCGCAUUGAUGAACGACUACGACGUCGUCGCCAAGAUCAGCAUCGUGCCCAGGGGACCUGCGGGUGGUGUGACCAUCUUCACCCCCUCGGAAGAUCGCCUGGAUUCUGGGCUCUACACCAAGGAGUUUCUGGAGAACCGGAUGUGCGUGGCGCUGGGCGGGCGAUUGGCGGAGGAGAUCAUCAACGGCAAGGACAAUGUCACCACAGGGGCCUCCAACGACUUCCAGCAGUGCACGCAGGUGGCCAAGCAGAUGGUGAUGUCGCUGGGCAUGUCCCCAGCGAUCGGCCAGCGGCUGUUGGGCGGCCAACAGGGGGGCGGUCCCUUCAUGGGCCGAGACUUCAUGGGUCAGAGCGCGCCCCCCAUGUCGCAGGCCUUGAAGCAGCAGGUGGAUGAUGAGGUGAAGCGCAUAGUGGAUGAGCAGUACAAGCGUGGGAUGAAGCUUCUCACUGACAACAUGUACCUGCUGGAUGAGCUUGCCAAGACCUUGAUGGAGCAGGAGAAGGUUGGUGGUGAAGAGUUGGUCAGGAUGAUCAACAAGGCUGCGAUUGAAGGCAAGUUGGUCAUGGCGCAGCAGAUGGCCACUGCGGCCUACAUUGGUGAAGCCGCCGAAAACACCGGCACCAGCCGCGCCGCGCUGCCAGCGCAAGUCCACCAGGUCCGGGGCCAAAGGAGACCUGGCUUUUGCGGAAGCCGCGCUUUGCCUAUGCUGCGCAGCCGGGCAGACAGGAGCGCGGUGGCGCGGUACGGCCUUGCCACCGAAGGGGUGGAGGCCGCAAGCGAGUGCACCAGCGAUGAGGUGCUGCGCAAGGUGCAGCAGGUGGCCGACUCGCAGGGUACAGCGCUGCCAGAGCAGGCGAUCCAAGCUGUUGCUGCCUCUUUUCUAGUGGCGUUGGCAUCCACUGCAGCUCCUAUGCCAGCCUCGGCCGAGGUGCCAGCCUCGGCCGAGGCUGCUUUGCCAGACAUAGCCCCAAUGCAGCAGGCGGCCCCAGCACGAGAGAUCGCAGCAUCGCCUGCGGACAGGGUCAGCUACUCGAAUUUGCUGCAGCUGGUGGAUGAGGGUCAGGUGGACCGUGUGGACUUCUAUGACAAGGGCCGCACAGCGGUGGUGAGCGUGGCGGGCAGGCAGCAGCAGCUGGUGGCAGAGCUGCCGCUGGGCACCGGACUCAUCAACAAGCUUUUGGCCAAGCAGAUCCAGAUCGAGGUCCACACUCCGGAGAAGCCCAACCCUCUGCUGGGCGCGCUGGGCGAUGCCGCCCUGCCGCUUCUGCUCAUCGGAGGGUUGCUGUAUAUGCGGUCCAGGGGCCCUGGCACGGGCGGCAUCCCGGGCAUGAACCAGAAAGCGCAGAUCAUGAUGACGCCGGAGACCGGUGUAAAGUUCGAGGAUGUGGCAGGCAUCGAGGAGGCCAAGCAGGAGCUGACCGAGAUCGUGGACUUCCUGCGGGCGCCUGAGCGCUUCGUGAAGGUGGGCGCCAAGAUUCCCCGAGGCGUCCUGCUGAGCGGCCCUCCGGGCACGGGCAAGACCCUCAUGGCCAAGGCGUUGGCGGGGGAGGCCAAGGUGCCCUUCAUCCAGGCCUCUGCCUCCGAGUUCAUCGAGCUCUUUGUCGGGGUGGGCGCUUCACGGGUCCGCGACAUCUUCAAGCAGGCCAAGGAGAAUUCCCCGUGCAUCGUCUUCAUCGACGAGCUCGACGCCAUCGGCCGACAGCGCGGCGCCGGCAUGGGGGGCGGCAAUGACGAGCGCGAGCAGACCUUGAACCAGAUCCUCACUGAGAUGGAUGGCUUUGAAGGCAACAGCGGCGUGAUUGUAGUUGCUGCCACCAAUCGUGCAGACAUCCUGGACCAGGGCCGGGAGCAGAUCCUGAAUGUGCAUGUGAAGAACAAGAAGCUGGCAGAAGAGGUGACGCUUCUGGACAUUGCCAAGCGAACGGCUGGCUUCAGCGGAGCAGAUCUCGAGAAUCUCAUGAACGAGUCGGCCAUCCUGGCGGCGAGGCGCAACAAGACUGGCAUCACCAUGCAGGAGAUCAACGACGCAACUGACCGAGUCAUCGCUGGCCUCGAGGGCCGGGCUAUGCCCGACAGCGCCUCGAAGAAGCUGGUGGCCUAUCACGAGGCAGGCCAUGCUCUGGUGGGCACGAUGCUGCCAUACCAUGACCCGGUGAACAAGGUGACGCUGAUCCCCCGUGGCCAGGCCAAAGGCCUCACCUGGUUCACCCCUGGGGAGGACCAGAGCCUCAUUUCAGCGGCCAUGCUGAAGGCGCGCAUCGCGGGCGCUUUGGGGGGCCGCGCAGCGGAGCAGCUGGUCUUCGGCACCGACCAGGUCACCACUGGGGCCAGCGGAGACCUCCAGCAGGUGGAACGCAUGGCCCGGGCCAUGGUCACACAGUUCGGCAUGUCUCAGGUGGGCUCCAUCGCCAUCGACGAGGGGGGCAUGAUGGGCCCGAGCUACUCCGAGGCAUUGAGCAGCGAGAUCGACGGGGCGGUGAAGGCCAUCUCGGAUGAGUGCUACCUGAGGGCCCUAACUCUGCUCGCCGAGCAUCGGGCCGUCUUGGACAAGAUUGCCCACGAGCUUUGCGAGGUGGAGACCAUGUCCGGAGAGAGGCUGAAGCAGAUCUUGGAGGAGCACACCGCAGUCCCGGAGAAGCUGACGGCGGUCUGAGCGGCGCACUGGAGAGGCCCAAAAGUUGGCCCAAGCAAGUGCCUUUUCCGGAACUUGGAAGUCCGGAAAAGGAGGAGUGACUCUGCUCGAAAGUUGGCAGGCAUUCAUAUACUUCGAACAGGUUCAAAUUUUCAUGAGUUGCAGGCUCUCCAAGUGCAGACUUGAGAUAGCUGCUAUUUGCCAGCCGUCCAAGCAAUCUUCGGCACAUUUGGCAUGGGGGCAUUUGAAUUCAGACCCCAAUGCUGUGCCCCAAUUUUGAAGGGCCGAAUGGCAUGCUUCCAAUGCCACUUCGCGAGUUCACGCCAUGCUUCUGACCUGCCAAGUCAAGUUAGUAGCCGGCCAGGUUGAAUUCGCCUCGCAGGAAAGAGUCGCCUAUUGUACAGCUGGGUCGGCUUGACUUCCCUUUGUGUACUCUCAUAUGC
Molecule: messenger RNA, 3357 nt
Organism: Effrenium voratum
Lineage: Eukaryota; Dinophyceae; Suessiales; Symbiodiniaceae
Source: the annotation of a GenBank genome assembly